UUUCAGAAGAUGAAAACAAGUAGGAAAUUCUGACAGGACUGUCUGAAAACCUAGAAUUAAAAUCUUCUGGGAGUUUCUGAGCGCUCAGCUGGAAGCAACAGGCUGGUGGUCCAAGGGCCCAGCAUCUCUACGACCAUGAUAGCACAACCCGUGGCCAAUGAGAACAUUGUCAUUCUCACACCCAAUGGCCUCAAGUUCCUCCAAACAGAGAAACCCGAGCCCACCAACCAGAGUAAAGACAAUGUGGAGAAACACCUAAAGGCAGAGGUCAAGAUUCUGGGGACCAUCCAGAUCCUGUGCGGCGUGAUGGUAUUGUUCUUGGGAAUCAUCUUGACAUCUGCUUCUCUGUCACCACAUUUUACCAAAGUGUUCUCCAUCCUGUUGAAGGCAGCCUACCCGUUCAUAGGAGCCCUGUGUUUCAUCAUCUCUGGAUCUUUAUCAAUUGUCGCAGAGAAAAAAUCAACAAAAACCUUGGUGCAGUGCUGCCUGGCUGCAAACAUUCUGAGCUUGCUGUCUGCUCUCGUGGGCUUGGCUCUCCUCUCUGUCAACCUGACUGAUUUGAGUCCCACCUUCAGGGGGUGUGAUUUGGAUGCAAACAGUAGCGAGCACGAAGAGCAUCCUUUUUAUUAUCACACUAACAUGUUUGACCACGCCGACUGCCCGAUGGGCCACGCUGUGCUGACCGGAGUCCUGUCGAUGAUUCUGAUUUGUACUCUGCUGGAGUUCUUCCUGGCUGUGCUUGCUGCUGUGAUUUGGUGGAAACAGCAUCCCUCUAAUUUCCCUGGGAGUGUCAUUUUCUUGCCUCACAGCUACUGUGCUCUAUCCAAUAUGUCUCAGAAAGCAGCAAAUGACAGUACAUAUGAAGAACUCAUGACUUAAGAACAAAAGGAAAAAUAUUCCUCAGAAAUUUGGUCUUAUAUGAAAAACGACCAGAGAAACCCAACCCGAGA
Messenger RNA from Condylura cristata (star-nosed mole), 950 nucleotides. Its product is annotated as membrane-spanning 4-domains subfamily A member 6A. Bases 136 to 879 code for a protein of 247 amino acids. Lineage: Eukaryota; Metazoa; Chordata; Mammalia; Eulipotyphla; Talpidae. Gene Ontology annotation, cellular component: plasma membrane; trans-Golgi network. The record is from RefSeq and is a predicted model, not a curated record. The transcript has 7 exons. Gene Ontology annotation, biological process: cell surface receptor signaling pathway.